Molecule: messenger RNA, 1509 nt
Organism: Aureobasidium namibiae CBS 147.97
Lineage: Eukaryota; Fungi; Ascomycota; Dothideomycetes; Dothideales; Saccotheciaceae
Product: PIG-X-domain-containing protein
Exons: 4
Coding region: 1-1509 (502 amino acids)
Biological process (GO): protein processing; GPI anchor biosynthetic process
Cellular component (GO): endoplasmic reticulum membrane; glycosylphosphatidylinositol-mannosyltransferase I complex
Molecular function (GO): mannosyltransferase activity
Source: RefSeq, a predicted model, not a curated record
AUGAAGCAAAGAAUUACAUACCUGUUACAUGAGGCCAGCGGAGUCGAUCCUGCGACACUUGAUGUUACCAGCGACUCUAUAAAGCUACCAGGUCUCAAGGCCGCCAAAGAAUGGAGACUUACAGUCGGCACGCGGGAACUGCCCAAAGAGGUUGUCGAUGUUCUGGAGCAAAGUCAUGAGAUUCAUAUUCGCUGGUCUGCAGAAUGGAAUUACGAUGCCGUAACGCCCUUUUCGUCAAGAGUACCAUCUGGCUUCCAUGUUUUCUAUUCUCCUGGGGAGAAUGCAUCUGCAGAUUCGCUAUGCCCGCUCCUGGGUAAAGUCUUUGGUGAGGCUGUCGAAUGUACAUCUUUGGAGUCGUUCUCAACGCCGCAAAUACUGUCUGAGCGAUUUGCCAUGUCCGCCAAAUAUCAGUACUACAAGCCUCUGGCGCGUCUAACAAGACUAAUUGGCUACCUCUCCUCGACUAUCUGUGAAACCUCAGAUACAUCUUGCCAUGCUCAAGUCACGUCUCUUGCUCAGGCCAGCUCGUUGGACCUUGACUACGAUACGAUAUCUCACGCGCUUCGCAUCAGUGCCUAUUGGGACUGGGCCGUUGCUGCCGAUGGCAGUCAAGGUGUUUGGGACGAGACUCUGCGUCUGCAGCCUUCCUCGGACGCUCUCGAGGUUGGCAUCUUAAAUGUUGAGAAGCCUACUGAGGAAGGAGAGAUUGCACUGAGUGGACUACUGACUGUGGUUGGCGAGGAUACGAAACCUAGCGCGACCAUGUUUUCCUUUCCUUCAAGACACCAUGCUGCGUCAAAGCAAUCUGAGGAUGUUGUGUUCGAAACCUCUUUCCGCCAACCUACAGGACUACAUCCUACACUGGAGCUCAAGUUCCCUAGCAAUGCACUGGAACAGCCUGACGAAUCUUGUGCACUGCACGCUUAUCUGACACUCCCAUCCUCCGUCUUCGUCGACCGCUAUCAGCUCUCUGAUCCUCUGUUUCUCGCUUCGCAGAACCUGGUCGCUCUGCGUAGUCUGAGCGGCGCCACCGAUCUCGAGGCUCCAGUCUGGACAACAGCUCAAUGGGGCUCUGCAGCACUGCUUGAGCUCGCACACCCUGAAACACCAUCUGCAAACAACGAGACCUGGAGCGUGACGAUUCCGUUCCACACACGCUACAUGCCACCCUCCACAGACGGCACACACAUCGCACACAUACCCUGGCCAGCAGUCUUUUGGGCCUGCGAAGCUGAAGAUGGACUGAAGAUGGCUGUGAACCCUUUCGAUCGCACAAAUGUUGGGUUUGACGGGCUUUUUGGACCCAAGACUCUAUUCCAUCAUAUCGGUGCUGGGGCGGAGACAAAGACGUUGAUGGAGACGCUGGAAAUACCUGUGUUGGAUGAGACGAAGACUAAGUAUGUGGAGAUGGGCACUGGAGUGGCUGUAUUGCUUGGAUUCUUGUGGGUGAUGUGGUGUUUGCUCAGACCGGCUAGUACAAAGGUUGAGAAGGGUGGGAAGAAGGAGUGA